AACUGGGUGAUUUAAAUAUUAACUCCAGCGCGAGACCGAUUACACCAUAAAUUGAGCAGUUCGGAGUGAGCCCCGAGUCAGUCUCCACGUAUAGGCUCAGGAGGAGAAACUUUUCGCUCUGACAGGUCGCUCCGCCCUCUUCUGUGGGAGACGGUUGGAUCAGCGCGAGGAUCGACCAUGGGCUCGCGGCCGCGGUGGGACAUCGCUCUGCUGCUCGCGGAGCUUCUCGCUCUGUGCUCCCCGUGGGCAUGCGCGGAGAGAGACGCGGAAACGUACUGUGGAGUUUGCAGGGCAUUAGUAGAUGAAAUAGACUGGGCAGUUAAGAAAGUAGAUCCAAAAAAGACAAUUCAAGUGGGAUCUUUUCGAAUUAGUCCUGAUGGCUCUCAAAAACCAAAUGAGAUUCCAUAUGCGAGAUCUGAGAUUCAUCUACUUGAACUUUUUGAAAAUAUUUGUUCUAACAUGGAUGAUUAUGCACUAUAUGUGGAUCCUGACACCCAGAAGAGGACUUACAUGAGAUUUGCUCCAAGAGAUUCUGAGAAAAUGGGUUCAGUAGAUUUCAAGAAUUUCAAAUUUGAUCCUGAAAAUUCGAAAUCACUAAAGUUUGUGUGUGAAAAUAUAGUGGAAGAAUAUGAAGAUGAAAUCAUUUCCUUAUUCACCCAUGAGGCAGACCAUGUGGCUGACAAGCUGUGCAGUGAAAGAUCAGAAUUUUGCAAACCAUCUGUACAAACUCACCACCCUGAACUAUAAAAAAAAAUGAUAUUUCAAGCUGGAAUGGAAGAGUUCUUAAUGUCUGCAUCAACAACUGGCAAUUUACACUGGAUCAGAACUGCUGCUCUGUAUUUAAUCUUUGCUUAUAUCUUCUGUCCAAGAACCACUCAACCACAGAUUUGGAUAUUUUCAUUAUGACUAUCUUUUGAUAAUUCCUGAUUUAUUAAAGUCUAUCUGGAUUAUCUAAAAUUUAUUAGAGGAGUUUUGUAAGUCAUUUGUAUUAAUGCCCAUUUUCAGGAAGAUUUUUAGCUUAAUACUGGAGGUAAGAAAAUGCUCCUUUAAUUUUCAAAUGGUGUGUUUUGAUUCUUUCUAAAGCUUAUGUUCCAGUUCUUGCAAAUAAAGUUUUUAU
Molecule: messenger RNA, 1117 nt
Organism: Mobula hypostoma (lesser devil ray)
Lineage: Eukaryota; Metazoa; Chordata; Chondrichthyes; Myliobatiformes; Myliobatidae
Product: protein canopy homolog 1-like
Exons: 5
Coding region: 178-747 (189 amino acids)
Cellular component (GO): endoplasmic reticulum
Source: RefSeq, a predicted model, not a curated record